UACCAGCAGUCCUGACUACAGGUGUAAUGAUUGAUCAAAUUAAUUGAUUAGUUAAUUUGUUUGAGACAAGUUUUUUAUCAAAUUGACCUAUACUAUAAUAUAAUUGUUUUAAAGUGAAAUAAAUCGAUUAUAAAAAUUUGGAAAAAUUAUCUCCACAUCUACACGAGGAUGAGUAACAGCACUGACAGCAUACAAUAAACUUGAAACUUCAUAGUCAGUUGUUAAUUAUUAACCACUAUGAUGCAUGACAGAAAUGAAGUAGCAGGGUCCAAAGUUAACAUUUAUCGAAGUGUUGGGACAGAUUCAAAUUCAAAAAUAAAUGUUGCUUCACUUUUGAUAUUAUGUCAUACCUGAGCUGGGCAUUUGAAACAAAAGUGGGACUUCAGUUUUUGCUGGACGUUGCGCCUCCUACUUAAUAUCUGGAUCUUCAUUUAGCAAUAGAAGAAAAGCAAUGCAGCAGCUAAACAAAAAAAAUAUGUCCUUGACGUGAGACAUGUAUGCUCACUUGGAAGAACAUUUUCUGGAUGAGAAGAGGGAAACUCAUUUUUUCAAAUGGAUUUUUCCUGACAUUUCUGUUGGAUAGGAUGCAUUUUUUUCCUCAAGAUAUAGUUUUACAAAAAAAGAAAGAUAGAGAACAAAUAUGAAAAAAUAAAUACAAGCAAUUUUUCUAAAACACACAACAUUGCAAAUGCAGCAAUAGUAGUCAUAUGAUGACUGGGACCUUGAAAAUACAAAGUUUCUGUUCAGUUUAUCCAAAAAGGGAAGUAGAGAAUUGUUUCUGAGGGAGUUUGAAUCAUUUCCUUGUCAGACAGACGAGAACGUGAGAAGUUGAACGCAUUUUGGGAGGAUGAACCCCUUCACCGUGGAAUCCCCCACAGAGGCUCCCGAGGAGUAUGGCACCGGGACGGCAGUGGCGUGCGUUAUUCUGGGCUUGUCCUUCCUAAUUGGAGUUCCAGGAAACCUGUUUGUGAUCUGGACCAUCCUGAGAUCCAUGAAAAGGCGCUCACACACCGUGAUGCUCAUCUUGCAUCUGGCUGUUGCAGACACCGUGGUCCUCAUCACCCUGCCUCUGUGGAUUUACUCCAUGGCGCACACCUGGGAGUUUGGAGAGGGAACGUGCAAGGCUUUGGUGUACUUCAUCAGCACCUGCAUGUACAGCAGCAUCUUCUUCAUCACUCUAAUGAGUGUGGAACGUUUUGUAGCAAUUUCUCAUCCGUUUGUGAUGCUGCGCUGGGGAAACAAAAGUUUCAUGAACAGAUUUCUUCUAUUUUUGUGGCUACUUGCCUUUUCUAUGGGAACGCCGGCCAUCCUGACCCAAAGUUUAAACGAAACAGACGGAGUUACCCAGUGCUUUUUUAGAGAAUUCAGCUCCGAUACCCAAGCGAUCAUCAUUGUGUGCCUGGAGACAGUGGCCGGAUUUGUGCUUCCUUUAAUUAUUCUUUCUAUCUGUAGCUGUCACGUCAGCAUGAAAAUCAAGAAACUGAGUUUUAAUUCAAAGCCGAAGUCGGUGGUUCUCGUUCACGCUGUGGUGAUUGCUUUCAUAUUGUGCUGGCUGCCUCACCAUAUUAUCAACAUCAUUGACGUGGUCUGCCUCCUGAUAUCAGACACUGAACACGAAUACGUCCCAGAAUAUCUUGUCUUUAGCUCUGGCGCUCUUGUUUUCAUCAGCAGCUCCGUCAAUCCCAUGCUGUAUGCUUUCUUUGCGAAGAAUUUCAGAGGAAGUCUGGAAGGCUCUCGCCUGGUCAGGCUGUUUCAGGAAAUGACUACUUACACAAAUAAACUCAGAGAUCUGGCAGUACAGCAGCAGUCUGAACAGGGACCAUCCACUCAGGAAGAAUUCAUAUCUGAUAGUACAUGUUAAAAAAUAUAUAUCUUCAACCAGUAAAACUGAAAUCAUGAAAUGGUAUGACAAUCUCAGCACAUUUUCUUUUUUCAAUAAUAAUCUAUAAUUUUUUAAUAUUGUUAAACUGUUUAUCUUUUUACUCACGUGUUUAAUUAUUAUUUUACUUUAAAUAAUGGUAAUAAAAACAUAUUUCUUUGAAAACAAGAUACAAAAAUCCCAUCCUUUUUCAGAAGAUGACUUUUACAUAUGUAUUUUUUUACUAUUAUUCUGGUUUUUAUUUUGAAAGAGGUUAUUAACUUAAAUUCACUGGUUAUCACACACACUCUUGUUGAAACCAGAAAUGCGUUUUUCAUAAAAUUUAUAAUAAAAUUAAUUAUUAAUACUUACACAAGUGGCGCAGUGGUUAGCACUCUUGCCUCAAAGCAAGAAGACCCCAGUUCAAGAUCCAGCUGGGGAACCUGAGGUUCCUGGGUUAGCCUCCGGCACCCCUGCGACCCCGAAAGGGACAAGUGGCUAAGAAGACGAAUGAAUACUUAUAUUAUUUUUCUUCAACUGAAAAAGUAAAUAAUGUGAUCAAACUCAUUGUCAAAUUGUUACACAACAGAUCAUUUUAGCAAAUUUACAAUUUUUCUUGUUUUCAGUGAAACUCUUUAAUGAUCUUCU
Oryzias melastigma (Indian medaka) is the source of this 2506-nucleotide messenger RNA. RefSeq names its product leukotriene B4 receptor 1. The coding region runs from base 848 to 1861 and encodes 337 amino acids. Gene Ontology annotation, cellular component: membrane. NCBI's taxonomy places the organism in Eukaryota, Metazoa, Chordata, Actinopteri, Beloniformes, Adrianichthyidae. Gene Ontology annotation, biological process: G protein-coupled receptor signaling pathway. The record is from RefSeq and is a predicted model, not a curated record. Gene Ontology annotation, molecular function: G protein-coupled receptor activity. The transcript is spliced from 2 exons.